Messenger RNA from Arachis ipaensis, 1062 nucleotides. RefSeq names its product stigma-specific STIG1-like protein 3. Lineage: Eukaryota; Viridiplantae; Streptophyta; Magnoliopsida; Fabales; Fabaceae. The record is from RefSeq and is a predicted model, not a curated record.
AAGUUAUAUAGGUAGCUGAAGAUUUCAUAAGGACUAAAUAAUAAUGUAAAAUAUUACACGAGAAAGCCACUAUAGUACUCUUCCGCAUGCCCCAUGCAUGCAACCUUCUCAACUUUUACCACUUUUGCCGCGUCAACUCUUCUCUCAAAUAUUCUCCUUUAUAAACCCUUCCAUCUUCAUUUCUCCAUCACCACCCUCCACAUUCCCAAACACACAAAACAAACAAACAUAGAAUAUAGAAGAAAGCAAUUCUCCUCCUCUCUGAUUCUGAGUUCUUAAAUUGAAGCCAUCUCUUGUAAUUGGCAAAGCCAUGGGAUUCCUAAAGGCCAUAUUCACCAUAGCAAUAACCAUGGCUUUGUCGAUCGCGCUCAUCACGAUGAACGGUAUUAACCAGUUAGAGGAAGUGAAAUCGUCGCAGGAUCAGCAGCAGCAACAGCCAUUGAUCCAUGAUGGCGAAAACAAAAUAGUUCUUCCUUCUAAGCGGCUGAAUCGCUUCCUUGCUGAAUAUCCGGAUGACAAGAAUCCAAGGAAUCCAAAAGCGGCAGAUCAUUGCAAAAGGGAUAACGAGCUUUGCUACUUGAUGGGUUACGAUAGGAACACGACAGCGUGCUGCAACAACAAGUGUAUGGACUUGGGGUACGACAAGCAUAACUGCGGCGCGUGCCAGCAGAAAUGCAAAAAGUAUACUGAUUCGUGCUGCAGAGGGGAAUGCGUCAAUACCAACUUCGACAAGAGGCAUUGCGGCGGUUGUAACAACCGGUGUGAAAAGGGCCAAUACUGUGUCUACGGACUCUGUGGUUACGCCUAAGUCUCACACGAGUCUCCAAAUGUAAAAGAAAAGGGGAUAUUUAUAGUAAUUAUAUACGAGGUUUGUGAUUUUUAUUAAAGAAAAUUAUUCAAUAAAGUAAACCACAUUUGUGGUGGUUCUCAUCUUGCAAAUAUAUAAUAUAGCACAUAUUGUCGUGAUUACUUCUUAAGUUUGCAGUCUUGAAGUGUUUCUUGAAAGCAUAAUGCUAACUCAGAAAAUAAGUUGAAUUAAAUAAAUCUGUUUUCGGUCAUAAA